AUGAAGCUUCUGUGCGUGCUUCUAGCCUUUGCAGGCGUUGGUCAACUGUAUGGAUUUAAGAUCUGUGAACGAAAGGCUCCCGGCACGAUGAUGGGAAGUCCAACAAACUGCAGUGAGUUCUAUAUGUGCCGUAAUGGGCGUCCAGUUUUGUUUUCCUGUCCGGAGCACAUGUACUUCGACGUCGAUACGGCAGCUUGCGGAUAUGAAGCAUUCUGUGCUGAUAACGAUGUGAACUUGAGUGUGGACCCGCUGGAACCGCUCGGUCCAGAGUACUCCCCGAUUGUGGCUGAUCCGUCGCAACUCGUACCGACCAGCCGUGUCUGCUUCGGAUCAGCUGCAGGUGCUAUUCGCUUGGACACUGCAGGCUGCAGCUCGUUCUUCCAGUGUACCAGAGCUGGUCCACUUCGGCUUGAGUGUCCCGCCGGCACACUGUUCGACAGCAAUCGUAUGCUGUGUGAUGCGGCCGAUAUUGUUUCGUGUGCAUUUGCUCCGCCAAAGCCUAACACAGGCACAAGCAAUCUACUGACGCUGCUUUGUUUUGGCAAGAAGAACGGUCAUAAGAUAGCGCAUCCGACCAAAUGCGAACGGUACGUCGUGUGCAAUGGACGUAACAAGCCCCAGGAGCUUACUUGUCCACCCGGUACGGCUUACAGCAAGCAGCGCAACAUUUGUGACUUUGCACACAACGUUGAAUGCUAG
Messenger RNA from Anopheles maculipalpis, 699 nucleotides. RefSeq names its product peritrophin-1-like. Gene Ontology annotation, cellular component: extracellular region. The transcript has 2 exons. The coding region runs from base 1 to 699 and encodes 232 amino acids. The record is from RefSeq and is a predicted model, not a curated record. Lineage: Eukaryota; Metazoa; Arthropoda; Insecta; Diptera; Culicidae. Gene Ontology annotation, molecular function: chitin binding.